This is a messenger RNA of Carassius auratus (goldfish), 2249 nucleotides long. RefSeq lists its product as uncharacterized. NCBI's taxonomy places the organism in Eukaryota, Metazoa, Chordata, Actinopteri, Cypriniformes, Cyprinidae. The coding region runs from base 290 to 1459 and encodes 389 amino acids. Gene Ontology annotation, biological process: lamellipodium assembly. The transcript is spliced from 12 exons. Gene Ontology annotation, molecular function: guanyl-nucleotide exchange factor activity. Gene Ontology annotation, cellular component: cytoplasm; lamellipodium. The record is from RefSeq and is a predicted model, not a curated record.
GUUGUGUUGGCUGCUGCUGCGUCACCACUAAUACCAACAGGAAGGAAUCGUGCAGUAUUUAUGUGUAACUGCUGGGCUCGAAAGUUUCAUACAACUCUCUUGCUCCUCUUCAUUCACUCGACUCUGUCGGCUUCAAUCCAGUGUCUUUUCCAAUGUCGGGCUUCUGUGCAACUCAUUCUUGAACCCUGCUUAUCGGGGUGUGGGGUGUGUGGGGGUAACCAGAUGGCCCUCAGUGUGUAGUUUAGAGGAGACGUGUUUGUGGAAAGGAGAGGUAAGGUGUAGACAAGCUAUGGGAUGCUGCAGUGUGACCCAGAGGCAUACAGGGACUGAUGAAGUGGGCCCAGAAGAGAUCGAACUCCUGGAAAUCGACAAUGCAGGAAUUUGGAGUCUUGCUGAAAGCAGGCUCCAAUUUUAUACAAGGAAUGGCACAGAAGAAGGUCCUCAUCGCUGUCCUUCUGUGAAGCACCCAAAGCAGGAGGACCCAGAUCCUGUCUCUGUUACUGUGAAGGACACAACAAAACACAACAACUCACAACUGGUGCUUUGGAGCUUGAAGAAAAAGGAGCUCCAUCAUAGGCUAUACACUCAGCCUAUCAGAGAAUGGGAAGGACAGGCACCACACACCUACGGAGACAUUAUCCAUUCAUCUUCAGUGUAUUUACACACUGGAGACACAAAGACUAUGAAUGAAAGAUAUCUGGUUUUAUUUUCCUUCCAUUUGUUAAUCCUCGAUUUGGACAGCUCUAAUAAAGAUUUUAUUUAUGAGGGCAUUCUUCCUCUCUCAGCCAUUCAGGUGCAUCUGAUCUCACAGCAGGACACCAGUUCUCCACAUAUGUUUGAGAUUAGCGGGCCUAUGGUGGACUCAAAGAUCUUCGUUUGUGCUACUGCUGCUGAAACAAAAGCCUGGAUGGAGAACAUCGAGGACAGGAGAUGCAAAUCCCUAAAGCAACAGCUGAGCCCAUCACAUAGUGCUCUCUCAUACCUGGUGCCAUGUAAUGAAAACUGGAAGAGGGAGGAGCUUAAAAGGUACUUACUGCGGUCUCCCAUCUUGCAAUGGGAGGGGACGCCCAUUCAGCACAUGGGCUAUCCCAGAUACCUUUCACUGGUGCACAUCAGCAACGUAUAUACACAGGACCGGCGUUUGCACGGGCCUCAGGAUCGUUUGCUUGUGCUCUUCCCAUGUGACCUCCUCAUUCUGUCUCUGGACUGUCAUCGUGUACGUGUGAAAUAUGAAGGCCGUCUGCCACUGAAGAGUAUUAAAGCAAUGGAAAGAUCUGCAUUACCUGGCAGAUUGGAGUUUGAACUCACAGGUGAACUGAUGGAGCCUCUGCUUGUCUCCUGUACUUACCCUGAGGACUAUCAAAGCUGGAUCUUCCAGUUACAACAGCCUGAUAAAGUGGGAGAUUCAUUGCCACAUCACACCCCUCCACCUCUGAUACCGAAGAAGCGCAGAAGCUGAGGAUACGGAUGGAAAUUAAAAUGGCUGUGAACUAUUGUGCCCAAUGAAAGCUGCUGAUGACGAAUGAACAUUUUACUGUUGCAUUUUACUCCUAAGAAACAAAUCUCUUCACUGCUUGUGAAGAAGUAUCUUCAAUAGCUAGGAAACUUUAAAACAGGUUUAGACAGUAAUAAAGUCUGCUAAAAAUCUGUUUUGAAGUGGGGAGUAUAAAUGUAAAAAAUGAAUAUAAAUGUUUAAAAGUGAUGUUAUAAAUGGUUUUAAUUAGUAAUUAAUUCCAGGGUCUCAUAUCUCUGAGCUGUCUUCUUUUUUUCUUCAAAGACAUCAAACAAUCUUUGAAUGAUUCAUGAGUAAUUGGUAAUGACUUAGUUUUAGACAAUUGGACAGAACAGAUAGAGAGGGUAACUAAUCCUUUAAUUCACUAGUUUCUCAUGCUCUCUGUCACCCCUUUUCUUUAUUUAGCCUAUGGGUUUGCCUCUUAUUUUCAGGACAGUAGAAGGCAGGCAUUUAACAAAGUUCACAUGAAUGGCUACUUUAAAAUGUUGAUCCUGACAAUAGGCUAUGUAUGAAUUCGCCCCAUACACAUAAUAUCGUGCACAAUUUAUGGAAACAGAGAUUUUUAUUGGUAUUGGAAACGAUAACGCUCACAAUCUAGAGCACUGUAGGGUAUUAAACCCCAUAAUGCACCGCAAGAACGAGUAUGUUCUCUUCACUUAGUGUGAGAUCACGCCUAAUAAAUUCCCGCGUCUUUCCAGGAGAUGGCGUCCGUCCAUCACAGCGAAAUCAUACAGGU